This is a messenger RNA of Calypte anna (Anna's hummingbird), 1960 nucleotides long. RefSeq names its product G-patch domain containing 2 (gene GPATCH2). The record is from RefSeq and is a predicted model, not a curated record. Gene Ontology annotation, molecular function: nucleic acid binding. The transcript is spliced from 10 exons. NCBI's taxonomy places the organism in Eukaryota, Metazoa, Chordata, Aves, Apodiformes, Trochilidae. The coding region runs from base 181 to 1701 and encodes 506 amino acids.
GCUUCCGGGCUCUCAUCAUGGGGGCCUGAGGAGCAGCGCUGGCCGCCCGCGUCCUCCCCUCCUGGCCUUCGCCCGCUAUCCUCCGGCGCUGCUGCCGGCCCCGACCCGUCUUCCCUCGGCCCAGUCUCUGCGAAGUGGCGCCAGCCUCCCCGGGGAGCGGCCGGGGGAGGCGCCGGGUUCAUGUUCCGGGUCGCUGAGCCUACCUCGACCCGAGCUCAGGCGGCGAGAAAGAGCUGGCAUUUCAGUAGGACUAUGGAGGAGCUGGUUCACGAUCUAGUCUCGGCACUGGAAGAAAGUUCAGAGCAAGCCAGGGGAGGUUUUGCUGAUACUGGAGAUCAUUCUCGAAGUGUGUCUUGCCUUCUGAAGAGACAGGCAAGAAAAAGGCGGGGACGCAAAAGACGUUCAUUUACCACCCAUCAUCCUUGGGAAACUGGUCACUGCUUAAGUGAAGGUUCUGAUUCCAGUUUAGAAGAAUCAAACAAAGACUACAGGGAGAAUCAUGCUAAUAAGAAAGACCACAGUGAUUCUGAUGACCAGUUGUUGGUUGCGAAACGUAGGCCCUCCUCAAACUUAAAUAACAUGAGAGGCAAAAGGCCUCUGUGGCAUGAACCAGAUUUGGCUGUUGACAGCUUGGGAAACAGAACUCUGCGCAGGAGAAGAAAGGUAAAACGGAUGGCAAUAGAUCUGCCAUCUGAAGUCUCUAAUGCACUGACAAUAACUCAACAGCAGGAUAACAGCAGAGAUCAAGAAAUGGACAAUGACAAUAAAUCAUACCAACACCAAGAGUUUUCCAAGAGCAAGGUGAAAAAAAGAAAAGUAGCUGCUGCUCGACAAGGACCAGAAAUCUUGGAUGAAGGUGUAGUUAUAGAAAAUGAAGAAGUGAACCAAGCAAAUAAGGACAAAAUGGAGUAUGAGGAGCAAAAAGGCUCAGAUGAGAACAUGAGUGACAGUGAAUCCAGCAGUCUGAGCAGCAGUGAUGCUGGUUUGUUUACCAAUGAUGAGGGAAGACAAGGUGAUGAUGAGCAGAGUGAUUGGUUUCAUGAAAAUGAAUCUGGUGGAGCAUGUGGAAUUACUGGGGUCAUUCCAUGGUGGGAACAAGAAGGUGCUACAGAACUGGAGAGAGAAUUGCCUGAUCCAGUCUUUGAAAGUAUCUUAACUGGUACUUUUCCUCUUAUGUCCCGUUCAGGCAGGAGAGGUUUCCAGAGUAGAUUUAGUCAUCUUCAUGGAAUGCCUGCAAGAAACAUAAAAAAGGCUUCAGGAAACCAAAAUGCAUUGAUAACUCCUGGAACAGGCAGUAGCAGGAAAACAGUUCACUUGUCCCAGGAUUCUCUUCAUGACCACUGGUUUAGCCCUGGGGCUAGGAAGGAACACAGCCAGCUUCAACUCUUGCGAGACAACCGAUCGGAGAGAGGACACAAGAAGAACAGCUCUGUAAAAACAGCCAGCAGGCAAACCAGUGUACAUUUAGGAUCAUUGUGCAUGGGAGACAUCAAACGGAGAAGGAAAGCUGCUCCCCUGCCAGGGCCCACAGGGUUUGUAGGUGAAAACACGCAACCAAUCCCAGAAAGCAACAUUGGAAACAGAAUGCUUCAGAGUAUGGGCUGGACCCCGGGCACAGGCCUUGGACCAGAAGGCAAAGGGAUAGCAGAGCCAAUACGAGCCCUCCAGAGACCAAAAGGACUUGGACUUGGAUUUAGCUGACAGAAAUGCACUCUGGCUGCGUGGUAAAAGUAAAGUUCAAAAUUAAUUUUUAAAAAAGACCCAAAAAAAAAGAAAAAAGAAAAAUUGCAAACUGUUGUUAUUUCUUGUGGUCGGAAAACCCAGUUACUCUUCUCUCAAAGAUCUCUGAAGUCCGUGUGCUUCACAUUAGCCACACCAGCUGCAAGGUACAGCCACAGUGACAGAACUGGCGUUUCAAUCUAACUUCAUAAUGGUGCUAAAAUGUACAAAAACUUCUACU